AUGGUGCUGUUUACGAUCGUUGCUACAAACGUCAAUCCGACACUCCGCAAGCGCUACCUCCACGUGAUUCUUCAUAAGCGAAUCGAAUUUCAUGAAACUACUUUCAGCUCCGGCUCUGUGACACUCGCCCUUUCUAACCACGCCAACACAAUUCGGUCGGGCCUGGCAGAGAAAUUCGGACUUUCUCUGAAAAGUGCGUCGACUGUGGUCUCCGGAUUUGUGGUGGCGCUUCAUUCAGAAUGGAGGCUGGGCCUAGUCACUGCCACUAUCAUUCCGGCAGCCGUUAUUUUGAUUGGUAUUACGAGUGCAUAUGACGAGAACAAAGAACAAGAAGCGAAUAUAGUCAAUGCUGAAGCGGCAACACUUGCGGGAGAAGUGCUGGGAUCUAUGCGAACAGUCAGGGCCUUGAAUGCAGCGAAUAAGAUAUCUCGAAAGUACAAAUUGCUCCUUGAGAAAGCAGUCGAUAUUGGGUGCAGCCGAGCACCAUUCAAGGGGGCCCAGGCUGGGAUCUACAUGCUUGCCAUCUAUGCAGCAUACGCUCUUGCCUUCUGGUACGGUAUGAGGCUCUAUGCUGGCCACAAAGUCAUCAGCUCAGGUGUCGUGAUCACGACACUUUUUUCGAUCAUGAUCGUUAUAAAUUCGUUUUCUGAGCUAGCAGGCUAUCUCGGGGCAUUCUUGAGAAUCCGCUCUGCAGGUGUCCAGCUGUUCAAAGUGAUCGAUUUGGCAUCGGAUAACUGUCAGGAGAGGGCUGUUGACCAUAGUGAAGAGGCCUCAGAAAUUUUCCACCAAGAUAUUCAAUUCAAAAAGGUGAGCUUCGAGUAUCCCACUCGGCAGAGUGUGAAGGUGCCUGAAAAUCUUUCACUACAUAUUCUUGCUGGUAAAACCACUGCUCUGGGAUCAAUCAGCCUCACGGAACAUAACAUGAAUGAUCUGCCACUGGAAAUUCUCAGGGCAAAUAUCGGCCUAGUACAACAGGAACCUUAUCUAUUCAGUGGAACAGUCUUUGAGAAUAUCUCCUAUGGACUGAUCAGGACUUCAAUGAAUGAUCUGCUCGAAACGAAGAAAAGGGAACUUGUUAUUGAGGCUUGUAAGAUAUCAAACGCACAUGAAUUUAUAAUGGGGCUUCCAAAGGGAUACAAUACUCACCUUGGAAAUCGGGGCUCCCUUCUUUCCGGUGGACAGAAGCAAAGACUUGCCAUCGCCCGUGCUAUCGUCAAAAACCCACCUAUAUUGAUUUUAGACGAAGCGACCAGCGCAUUGGAUGUCGAAUCGGAAUAUCUCAUACAACAAGGAUUAGAAAAUGCGCGGAAACAUCGAACUACCAUAUGUAUCGCCUAUCGUUUGACUACAAUUGAGUCCGCGGACCAAAUCAUUGUCAUGAAAAAAGGUACUGUCAUAGAAAGUGGCACGCACGCAGAUCUAAUGCACAGUGAUCGUAUCUACAAGCAGCUGUGGGAUUCUCAAGCUAUUAUCCAGAACGAAAAAGCCGAAACUAUAGAAGAACCCAAGAGUUUUGAGCAUGUCUAUCAACAUCAAGCGACCGAAGAUGAGAAUUUCAGAAUCCCCGAUCCAGAAACCAACAUGAAACUAUCUAAGAUUAGCGCG
Penicillium taxi is the source of this 1605-nucleotide messenger RNA. RefSeq names its product ABC transporter ATP-binding protein. Gene Ontology annotation, biological process: transmembrane transport. Gene Ontology annotation, molecular function: ATP hydrolysis activity; ATP binding; ABC-type transporter activity. The transcript has 4 exons. The record is from RefSeq and is a predicted model, not a curated record. Gene Ontology annotation, cellular component: membrane. NCBI's taxonomy places the organism in Eukaryota, Fungi, Ascomycota, Eurotiomycetes, Eurotiales, Aspergillaceae. The annotation marks the transcript as partial.